AGGCUACGCAGUGAUACUCAUAGCCCUUUAUGUGGGUUUCUACUACAACGUUAUCAUAGCUUGGUCUCUGUAUUAUCUGUUUUCAUCAUUCACAUUUGAGCUUCCAUGGACAAACUGUGACAACAGUUGGAACAGUCCAAACUGUACGGAUCCCAAACUCUUCAAUGCAUCAGUGCUUGGCAAUGGUACCAAAUACUCAAAGUACAAGCUCACUCCUGCAGCUGAAUUUUAUGAGCGAGGAGUUCUGCACCUGCACGAAAGCCGUGGAAUCCACGACCUUGGCUUGCCUCGCUGGCAACUUUCCCUCUGCCUCUUGGUGGUGGUAAUCAUUCUUUUCUUUAGUCUCUGGAAAGGCGUGAAGACUUCAGGAAAGGUUGUUUGGAUAACAGCCACUUUGCCUUAUGUUGUAUUAUUUGUCUUGUUAAUACAUGGGAUGACCCUGCCUGGUGCAUACAAUGGAAUAAACGCGUACUUGCACAUAGAUUUCAGAAGAUUAAAAGAAGCCACAGUAUGGAUCGAUGCAGCUACUCAGAUAUUUUACUCCUUAGGAGCCGGGUUUGGCGUUUUAAUUGCAUUUGCCAGUUACAACAAGUUUGACAACAACUGUUACAGGGAUGCUUUGCUGACUAGCACCAUUAACUGUGUCACAAGCUUCAUCUCAGGAUUCGCAAUUUUCUCCAUCUUGGGAUACAUGGCUCAUGAGCACAAAGUUAAAAUUGAGGAUGUAGCCACUGAAGGAGCCGGUUUAGUUUUCAUCCUGUAUCCAGAGGCAAUUUCAACUCUUUCAGGAUCCACAUUUUGGGCUGUUGUAUUCUUCAUCAUGCUUCUUACUCUUGGCAUUGACAGUUCUAUGGGCGGAAUGGAGGCUGUCAUCACUGGCCUGGCAGAUGAUUUCCAAAUUCUGAAGCAGCACAGAAAGCUCUUCACCUUUGGCGUUUCUUUUGGCACUUUCCUACUUGCUCUUUUUUGCAUCACCAAUGGUGGAAUUUAUGUGCUUACACUUCUGGACACGUUUGCAGCUGGGACUUCAAUAUUGUUUGCUGUUCUAAUGGAGGCAAUUGGAGUUUCCUGGUUUUAUGGUGUGGACAGAUUCAGUGAAGAUAUCCAACAAAUGAUGGGCUUCAAGCCAGGCCUCUACUGGAGACUGUGCUGGAAAUUUGUUAGCCCUGCUUUUUUAUUGUUUGUUGUGAUAGUCAGCAUAAUAAAUUUCAAGCCUCUGACCUACGAUGACUACACCUUCCCUCUCUGGGCGAACCGCAUCGGCUGGGGAAUAGCAUUAUCUUCAAUGAUACUUGUGCCUGCCUAUAUUAUCUAUAAAUUUAUGAAUGUGCGUGGGACCUUCAAAGAAAGACUAGCUUACUGCAUCACACCUGAAAACGAGCACCAACUCGUGGCCCAAGGAAAUGUCAGGCAGUUUAAGCUUCAACACUGGCUAACAAUAUGACAACCAACAGGCUGAGGAAGAAGCCAAUGAUAAGCUAAACUGAGAAUACAGAAAAGUCAAAUUCAAAGCUCCCUCGAUUAUACUUGGACCAGGCUGGCUCAGAGCUCAUUUACUGACUCUUUGAGGGAAAACAUCUGCUCUCUGUUCUCAAUGCCUCCCUUCUAUUACUUGGCUUCAAACAAUCUUUAAAGACUCCGUUUAAUUUUUCUGACAUCCUUUGGUGCCAUGAGAGCCCUACAUGACCAAAACUUGUGAGUUUUGCUAUUGGUAGAAGUGGAGGAGGGGGGAGCAGGAAAAAAAAAAAAAAAGCAAUCAACAUAAGUUAAAUGCUCUUUUACUGUGAAGAAGCAAUUUAAGCUUUUCUGACAGUAAAAAUUACUUCAGAUAUUCAUGCCAUGACCUAUUUUAAACCAACAACACCUGAACCUUCCUAGAUCUAAGGAAAGAAUACAUUGCAGUUACGAGGAAAGAGCAAUUUUAACUAUGUACUAAUGUCAUUAGCUUUCUUGCCAUACUAUCCUUUGGGAUAUGAGUUUGCAUCCUUCUGAAGUGAAGACUCAGUGCUUCAUUUUCAGUGGUUUGUUAUUAGUUUCUUCUCUUGGUGAAGAAGGUUGUCUUUGCUAUGUGUGUCCAUGCCAUUUUCUGUCCAGUGUAAUUAUACAAGCUGAAGAGAGGCACGAACAGAAUUCCUGUUACAGCUACUAAGUACAGAAUAUAGUUUAACACUGCACUGUA
This is a messenger RNA of Merops nubicus (carmine bee-eater), 2179 nucleotides long. RefSeq names its product solute carrier family 6 (neurotransmitter transporter), member 2 (gene SLC6A2). Gene Ontology annotation, molecular function: dopamine:sodium symporter activity; norepinephrine:sodium symporter activity. Gene Ontology annotation, biological process: dopamine uptake involved in synaptic transmission; sodium ion transmembrane transport. Gene Ontology annotation, cellular component: presynaptic membrane; neuron projection; neuronal cell body membrane. The record is from RefSeq and is a predicted model, not a curated record. The transcript has 12 exons. Lineage: Eukaryota; Metazoa; Chordata; Aves; Coraciiformes; Meropidae. The coding region runs from base 434 to 1444 and encodes 336 amino acids.